Molecule: messenger RNA, 774 nt
Organism: Fusarium coffeatum
Lineage: Eukaryota; Fungi; Ascomycota; Sordariomycetes; Hypocreales; Nectriaceae
Exons: 2
Coding region: 1-774 (257 amino acids)
Molecular function (GO): hydrolase activity, acting on ester bonds
Source: RefSeq, a predicted model, not a curated record
AUGAAGUUCUCUGCAUCUUUCGCGGCUUUCGCCGCUGGAGCUUUCCAAGUCGUAGCUGGUCAAACAGUCUACUUCGCUGGUGACUCCACCAUGGCAAUAAGCGGCGCCAACGACGGUGCUACCGACGGCUGGGGCAACUACAUCGGCAGAUACCUAAAGGUCAACGCCGUCAACAAAGCCAUCGGCGGCCGCUCAGCCCGAUCCUACACCAACGAAGGCCGCUUCAACGAGAUUAUCAACCUCGUCAAGCCCGGCGACGUAGUCGUUAUCGAAUUCGGCCACAACGACGGCGGUUCACCCAACAAGAACGACAACGGCCGCUCUGACUGUCCCGGCACAGGCAAAGAAGUCUGCACCUCUGACAAGACAGGCGAAAAGGUGUACACCUUCGUCUUCUACCUCUCACAAGCUGCAAAGGCGCUCGUUGCCAAGGGCGCUCAUGUUGUGCUUAGCACACAGACUCCUAACAACCAGUGGGAGACUGGCAAGUUCGAGCCUGGUGCGCCUCGAUUUGUGGGAUAUGUUCCCAUUGCGCAUAGGGCUCUGGCUAGUUCUAGUGUUACUUGGGUUGACCACUUUGCUGCUGUUACCAAGAUGUAUCAGAAGCUUGGUAACCAGAAGGUUAACAGCUUGUACCCCAGGGAUCACACUCAUACUAGCCCCGAGGCUGCGGAUUUGAUUGCCAAGGCUUUUGUUCAGGCUAUCAAUGAGGAGAUGAAUGGACGAACUGGUCUUAAGUCUUUGAUCAAGACUCCUGUUACCAACGUCUACUAG